This is a messenger RNA of Trichosporon asahii var. asahii CBS 2479, 2859 nucleotides long. RefSeq lists its product as uncharacterized. The transcript is spliced from 5 exons. Gene Ontology annotation, molecular function: phosphoprotein phosphatase activity. The record is from RefSeq and is a predicted model, not a curated record. Bases 1 to 2859 code for a protein of 952 amino acids. Lineage: Eukaryota; Fungi; Basidiomycota; Tremellomycetes; Trichosporonales; Trichosporonaceae.
AUGAUUGAUAUCAACCCCGCCGCAAUCGAGCGCCUCUGUCCGACCCGGCCGCGGCGGCGGUCGGCACGGCUCGUGAACCUAGCAAGCGUCGAGUCUCAGCUCCUCCCAGCACGCUAUCAGAUUCCUCCUCCACAGGAUCCCGCAAACGAGCUUGAACAGCUUCUCGUCGGCAUUAUGGCGGAACGUAUUCAUCGCUUCGUCUCCGUUUCUUACGGCACCGUCGAGAAUGCGAUUGUCGCCAAGGCCGAAUCACUCAUCUUCAGCAUGGGAACGUCUGUCGAUUCGCCAACCGGCAACAUCCUCGAGUUUCUCCCCAGCUACCGCAUCAACGAGUGGAUGCUGGACGUCGGCGUCGCCACUCUCAUCGAUGAGCUGGAGGAAGCUGGCAUUCCCCGCGACCCACGCAUCUUUGAUCCCGUAUCCGAUGUCGUCAAGCUUAUGCUGCUCGAGAAUGCCGACAGAAUAGAGCAACUUCUCCGCAAGAGGACGAUGAAGCUUCUUCAGAAGCUGAACCGCUCCCGCCACAUCUCUGGUCACACCCUGCUGCCUGUACCCACGGUUGAGCGUGACCCCAACCCCGACUGGCCUAAACUCUCCUCGCUUGAGAUGAUCAAGCGCCUGUCGACUCCCUGGCUCGAGGUCUGGCUCACGUUCUACAUGGACGACCAGUGGCAGUACUUCCCGAUGAAACGCGAUUCUGAAUUGCCACCCAGGCACCCAAAACUUCUAACUCUGUUGUUCCGUUCGCGAUCGCGGGUUUGCAACGUCAGUCCAUCUCCGCCCUCGAUCAAAGGAGAGGGCAACUCAUCCACCCGUAACCCGUCUUUCGACUGUAUGCUGAUUUUGCCUCGUCGGAUACCGAAACUUGUUACGAUGGUACGGCCAAGAAGACACGACGGGCCUGGCGGCUUUAGAAACGGACCUCCUAGCGGUAAUGGAGGCUACGGCGCACCUGGUUACGACCCGCGCUACGAGCAUCCAUACAGCACACGUAGCGGUGGAUACCGUGAUGGACCUCGCCCCUUCGACAAUUACGACAGCUACCGCCCUGGCCCUCCUCCCCCUCGCUUCGACGACCGGUUUUACGCGCGUCCCCCGCCGCCGCCGAGAGACUUCCGUGGCCCUCCUGGUCCACGAUUUUACUCGGACGGUCCGCGUGGUCCGCCCCCACCAAGAGACAACUGGGGGCCGCGUGACGGACCCCGCUCCGAUGCAAUCCCUCCCUGGGAGCUGAGGCAGCGCAGGCAAGAGGAUGCUGGCAACGGUAACGGCGGUGCUCGUCGGCCACCACCUGCGCUCUUCGCCAAUCGGGCACCCGCUCCCGCGCCCCUCGCUCCUGCAGGAGGACGCCGUGGUACCUCACCUCCGCGUGCGCCGAGGUCACCUCGCGUUCCCGUAAUCCUCCCGCCCGACGAUUACGUUGGCUUCUCGUCUGAGCAGGAUGUGUACAGCGACCAUGUCGAGCCGAAGCUGCUCGUCCUCGAUCUCAACGGAGCGCUCGUCUAUCGCGCUUCCUCCGGACCAGCUAAGCAGAGACGCGCCUACCCUCGACCAUUCCUGCACAACUUCCUCGAAUAUCUCUUCGGACCCGAUGCUGAUGGCCGCGCGUGGGAAGUCUUCGUCUGGAGCUCCGCUCAACCCCACAAUGUCCGCAAGAUGGUCGAGACGACCUUCGGUCCGGUCUAUUCGCGCGGUAUCUGGGACCAGCCUGAGCCCAAGAAGGACAAGUCACACGGCGAGAGCGAGAAGCAGGAAGAACAGAUGGACAGUAACUCAGCGCCGCUCAGUGAGCAGAGCCACCUGCUCGGCGUUUGGGCUCGCGACAAGAUGUCCCUUGGCGACAACUACUUCAAGAAGGUUCAGACGCAAAAGGACCUGCGUAAGGUCAUCGAACAUUUAGGCAAGUUCGACGAGAAGCGUGUCGUGCUUCUUGAUGACUCGCCAUUGAAGGGUGUCUACCAGCCGUGGUCGCAGAUCGUCAUUACCGAGUACGACAAGCCGGAGUUCCAAGACUCGAAAGACGCCAUAAUGAGGCUGGCCGAGCGCACUGCCAAGUCUCUGAAGGUAUCCGAGACGGAACCUGAGGUCGAGGCUGCUGAAGCGAAGGAGGCCACGCCCGCUCAGGAGUCCUCCACGGCCUCUGCUGUCGACCCGACCCACGAGCCGGGGCUCGACACCACGUUACUCGCCGUCAUCGGUAUCCUGGAGUCGAUGCGGAACGUGAAGAACGUCCCCGCCUUCGUUCGUGGCGGAGGUAUUCUCACCCCCUCUGCUGAGCUCGCGAUCGAGUCCUCGGAGGUGUCGGCUUCCACGCUCCCAUCGCACGCUACGUUCGCCCACUGGUUCUCGAACGCUGAGACGCUCGAAUAUUGGACACAGAAGGGACGAGCGGCCCUGGAGCGCCGCGGCAUUCCUCUGGAGCACGGGAUGCGGUUCUCGGCGUCGGGUGAGUUCUACCCGCUUGGAGAGGACGCGCCUCUGAACGAGGAACAGGAGAAGGGCGGACCGAAGGACAGCGGAAAGGGAAAGCUCCUGCAGGGAAAGAAAGCGGCCGCCGCGUAUCGCCACCUGCAGGCCGUGGCUGAGGGAAACAUGGUCAGUGAGCAUCAGCGCAGUGCCGUCUGGGCCGCACUCCAGGUUCUCAAGGACAUCGGACUUGCGCCUGAGGGUACCCAGGCCCAGGACCCACCCCGCUCGCCCUCGCUCUCCCCGAAGCGCCAGAACCCUGCGGCACACGACACCGUCGACGCCGCUAGCUCUACAUCCGAGUCGGCCGAGUCUAAGAAGCGGCCACGGUACGAGAGUCCCUCCAAGCCCACCACCGAGCUCGCCGAGACGGCUGAAGCGAUGCAGGAGUAA